ACUGUGGUUUCUGACAACACACACACAAAUGAACAAAUACAUUUAAUUUUCACAACCUUAACUUCCACAGUUGGCACACAUUUCACACUUGAUCUCAUACAGACACGCACACACACACAAAGAAGCAUAUGCUACGAAGCAGAGGCGGACACACAGACAUUCUUUUGACGGAUAGAGAGCUUUUCCCAUGCUCAUCGACACACCAUGAAAACAACUGUUGCUUUGAUGGCGAUAAUGUGGUGAAAUUUAGAAGACAUAAUUUCUUAUUUUCACACACAAGAACACUCAGCAGCCACUUCUUCUUUUGACUAAAAGGAUGAAUACCACAGUAGCCCAGAACACGCUAUCCACAGCCAUAAACUCCUCAACUCAAUCUUCAAAUACUAAGCUUCCUCCUGAGUACCACAUGAUCCUCCUGGGCAUCUACUCUGUGGUUUUGGUUAGUGGUACUAUCAGCCUGAGCCUGAUGAUGCACAUCUUGAAGUCCAGCUCUACAUCCAGCACCUCCAUUGCUGUACUCAACCUCAUCUUCGCCCACUUCAUCUUUCUCAUCACUGUGCCCUUCAGAAUUUACUAUCACGUGGCUCAAAAGUGGUACCUCGGUAAGGGGCUUUGUAAAGUGAUCAGCGGCAUGAUCCACAUCCACAUGUACAUGUCUUUUAUCUUCUAUGUGAUCAUCCUCAUCACGCGCCUGAUGACAUUCUACCACAAAGCUGGACAGCUGGCCUCUUUCCAGAGGAUUCAUGCACUCCUGGUCAGUGCUUUGGUGUGGCUGGUGGUGCUUAUCAUGGUCCCUUGCAUCAUCCAUUUUUCCUAUGGCCAAAAAUCCUCAGCAGAUGACUAUGAAUGCUUCCAUUUUGGCCCUAGCAUACAUUCCAGUGCCAAGGUGUUCAAUUACAUCAUAAGCACACUGAUCAUAGUUGUGGCCACGGUGCUGACAGCCCUCCAAGCCAGUGCCCUUAGGGUUUUAUACAGGAAGCAUCAGGGAUGCACCUCUCAGCAGGACUUUGGGGCUCAACAGAAAAGCUUAUGCUUUGCCCUGAUCAUGGUGGUCUGCUUCAUUCCCUACCACGUGUUUCGACUCUAUUACGUAGCAAACAUUAAUAAUACGAAUGAGAAUAUCAAUGAGGUGUUUCUGAGUCUGACAACAUUUAACUGUUUGGACAUGCUUACUUUCUUGGGGAGGAGAACCUGCUACGCAUGCUUCUUGAGAAAGAUUGUUUGUGAGUGAGGGGGUCAAGAGUGUUUAUUUACUACUAUUUUGUAACUUAAUUAUACUGAACUGUUCUUUAUUGCUUGUCAAAGUUCUGGUGCAGCCCCAUAAACAUAUACAUAAUGUACACAUUUUCAACUGCACAUGGGAGCCUUGAGAGCUACAUCAUAUGAUCCUAAGUGGCUGUGCACAGAAAACUAAACUUCUAUUGUGCUU
Molecule: messenger RNA, 1429 nt
Organism: Seriola dumerili (greater amberjack)
Lineage: Eukaryota; Metazoa; Chordata; Actinopteri; Carangiformes; Carangidae
Gene: gpr141
Product: G protein-coupled receptor 141
Exons: 2
Coding region: 317-1231 (304 amino acids)
Biological process (GO): G protein-coupled receptor signaling pathway
Cellular component (GO): membrane
Molecular function (GO): oxysterol binding; G protein-coupled receptor activity
Source: RefSeq, a predicted model, not a curated record